AGCCGAUGUUUUCAGAGGAGUCGCGGCUCGCGCUCGCCGCCCGGAAUCUCUCUUCUCCUGGGCUUCUCGCUCCUGAGGGGCGCUUCUAGGUAGCCGCCUCAUCGCUCCUCGGACGAGUCGGUCUGUGCUGGACCUCUUUCCCCCCGGAACCCUUGUGGGCUUCUGCCACGGACGCUUGGCCGUGGGCGGAGCCGGGCCCAAACAUGGCUUCGUCGGGGCUGGAUCAUCUUAAAAAUGAUUAUAGAAGAAGAUUUUGCCAACCCUCCAGGACACUUCAUAUUAAUACAGGACAGGGCCAGAAUGUAUUAGAAAUCUUACAAGACUGUUUUGAAGAACAAAGUUUUGCCAAUGAUUUCAGUACAAAUUCUACAAAGUCUCUGCUUUAUCUGACACCUAAAACAAAAGAUAUGUGUGUUCAAUCACCCAGCAAAAAGGUUGAAUGCCAGAAUUCACAUCCAAAGUCAGUUCCAGUUUCUUCAGGAAAGAAACAAGGCUCCCUGCAGGCCACUGUUGGACCAAGUGAAGCUGUCAACGAAUCAGGUCAAACUCAUGAAAUUGAUGAGAAAGUUUCGGCAACUAAUGCUGCUUCUCAAAAUAAACGUACCUUAAGAAAAAUAAGUGAAAAUCUCAGAGAUCAUAAUGAAGAUGAUAUGGAAUUUUACUUAUCUGUUGACUCACCUAUUCUUUUGGAUACAAAUACACAUCCCAAAUAUGCAUCUGUUGUCCAAAGGAGAGACACCUAUACUUUUGAAAAUUCAGUGAAUAUGUUGUGUUCAAGUACAGAACGUUCUCUAAAAACCAAAAAAAGAUUAAAUUUUGAAGAUAAAAAUAUUUUGAAGAAAGUAGAAAUGGAGGAUCAAGUAUCAGAAGGGUCACCAAGGAAGAAAUCAUUGGUAACAUCUCAGGAAAGAAUGCAAGAUUCAGAAUAUAAAAGUCAGCCACAAGCUAAAAAGAGUUUUUCAACAUUGUUUUUAGAGACUGUAAAAAAGAAAAGUGAAUCUGGUUCUGUUGUUAAGCAUAUAACAACUGUGCCAGCUCAUUCAUCUCCUGCAAAUGAUAUGCAAUUGUUAGAGGAUGAAUUUAUAAUUGAUGCUUCUGAUAGAAGUUUUUCCAAUCGAUCUUGGAUUACUAUACCAAGAAAGUCUGGGGCUCAGAAACAAUGCAUAGUCUCCCCUGCUGAGAACACUGAACUCCCUCAAAGUAAGUCAAGAAACAAAGUUACCAGUUCAUCACCUAAGACUUUGACAUGUGAAAAACACUUUAAUUCUCAUCCAGUAGAGAAAUCUCAGAUUUCUGAGAAGAAAAUGCAGAGUGAGAGUUGUGUUUUGACAGGUCAAAUGAAAAACAAUCAUAGAUCAACAAAACAUAAUAUAUGUCCUGAGAAUAUGGGCAGGUCAUCUGGAAACAAAAGGACGGUAAAACAAAAACAAAGAAGAAACGUUAAGACUACAACAGUUGAGGAACAAGUUGAUCUGCAACAGUCAAAAGAUAAAAAUAUAAAUAUGCCACAUACCACCCAAGACAAAUUACAAGCAAAUUCAGACAGAAAUUUGGAAGAAUGUCAAGACUCAGAAAAUGCCCCAGUUUCUCCAAAACAGGUGCAACUCAUGGGAAGCAAGAAAAGUAGUCGUACUGUUCCUCAUACAGAGACUCCAAUAAAUAGAGACUGUAAAAAGAAGAAUUUUUCAGAUGGGUUCCAAGAGAACAACAAACUUUCACUUGAAGUGAGUUUAAAAACUUGUAGGAAAAGUCGAAGACUUUCUAGGCCACCUUCUGAUUGGUGGGUUGUAAAACCAGAUCACAAUCCUGUUUAUAGCAAUUCUUCUGUGAUAGCAAAUGAAUUAUUAGAGUAUGACAACAAGGGACAGAAAUCUGCUGGAAGGACAAAUUGUUCAUCUAAGAGUGCUGGGAAAAAAUCUGCUCCAUUGAAAAAGCAGAAGAGAGCUUCUCAGUGCAGCUCUAGAGCAAGGAAAUCACCAGAUACUGAAGAUUCUGAAGGAAUAACUGAUCAUGAGGAAAUUCCAGUUUGUUCCCAGAAUGAGCCAUUAGAAGAUGAUGAGGCAGACCUGGCUAAGGAGAAAAAGUUUGACUGUUCUGGAGACGCAGAAAACACAAAGGAUCAAGAUAGUGGUGUAACUGCAGAAACUGUUCCUAGAAAGUCUCAAGCCAGGGGAGGUGCAUACAAGACACCACCAUCAGAAUCUAACUCAGAUUCUAAAGAUCCUAAGACUUCAGGUUUUGAAGAAAGUGGACCUUCCAGAGUCAAGAACUGUUUAAUGUUUGGAGAAAAUGAUUCUGAUGGAGAUGACAAAGAUAUUGAGGAACGAUCAGAUGACUCAGAAGUAAAAGGAUCUAAAGUAACACCAGUGAGCAAGAUACAUCACAAAUUAGUAUUGCCUUCCAAUACACCAAAUGUUCGCAGGACUAAAAGAACACGAUUGAAACCUUUGGAAUACUGGAGAGGGGAGCGGAUAGAUUAUCAUGGAAGGCCAUCAGGAGGAUUUGUGAUUGGUGGAGUAUUGUCCCCAGGCAUAGUAACAGCCAAAAGGAAGGCAAAAGGAAACACAGGAAAAGUGAACAAAAUAAUUAAUAGGAAAAAGAUCUGCCUUGAUCAUAAUGAAAAAAAGAGUAAAUUAGUGAUAAAUCUAAAUAUACCACUAGGAGACCCAUUGCAGCCAACAAGGGUGAAGGACCCAGAAACAAGAGAGCUUGUCUUCAUGGAUCUUGUAAGACCACGAGAUACAUAUCAAUUUUUUAUUGAACAUAGUGAAUUGAAAGUAUAUAAGACAUUGGAUACACCUUUUUUUUCUACUGGAAAAUUGAUAUUAGGGCCACAUCAAGAAAAGGGAAAGCAGCAUGUUGGCUCAGAUACCUUGAUUUUUUAUGUUAACUUUGGUGACCUUUUAUGUAUUUUACAUGAAACACCGUAUGUAAUAACAACUGGAGAUUCCUUCUAUAUUCCUUCAGGAAAUUACUACAACAUCAAAAAUCUCCUGAAUGAGGAAAGUGUUCUUCUUUUUACUCAGAUAAAAAGAUAAAAUAAAAUUUAAAUAUAUGUGUACAUAGAUGUGUCAAUAUCUGUGUAUCUAGACAUGGGUAUAUCUAUAGGUGGUGAUACAAGCACACAACAAUUUGUAUAUUCAGACUUUUAUUUUUCUGAUUAUUUGUGAUGUUUAAAAUAAACAUUUCAGUUCUGUGUGCACUUGUAUGAAGUAUUUCAAACACUGAUGUGUAUCUUCUAAUUUUUUCCAUGAAUGCAAUCUUGACCUCCAGUGUUACCCAUAUUCAUAUUUCAAUAACAUGAAAAUAAUACCAGAGUUAAAAGAUAUUUCUUUGUUGGAAAUUUGAUUUGAUUAAUAUAUCUAUUUACUUAAAUUUUUUUCCAGUUAUUUCUUUUAAGUCACUAAUCAUUGAAUAAUAAGAACUGUGGUAAAUUAUAUGUCUUUAUUCAUUUCCUAAGUCUGCUGUAACAGCACCGUACACCUGGGUGGCUUAUAUCAAUUGAAAUGAUUGUCUUCCAGUUCUGGAGAUAGGAGUCUUAACAUCAAGUGUCAGCAGAUCCACCUUCCCACCUCUGAAACCUGUUGUGGAGGUUUGCUAGCAAUCAUUUGUGUUCCUUGGCUUGCAGGAACAGCACAGAUCUCUACCUGCAUUGCCAGAUCUGUUCAUUUUUUCUCAUCUCCUGUGCCUCUGCCUUUGUACACCUUUUAUUAAGUUGUUAUGUAUAAAUGUUUUUGUUGUUGUGUUUCUGUUCACAUUUUUUUGUUGGAAAAUGUGUCAUUUGUCAUUGAUAUCUGUGUUUGGCACUAUCCUUCCUUUUAAUAUUAAAUGAAAAGUCUUAACGAAA
Erinaceus europaeus (western European hedgehog) is the source of this 3847-nucleotide messenger RNA. RefSeq names its product centromere protein C (gene CENPC). NCBI's taxonomy places the organism in Eukaryota, Metazoa, Chordata, Mammalia, Eulipotyphla, Erinaceidae. Bases 204 to 3038 code for a protein of 944 amino acids. Gene Ontology annotation, molecular function: centromeric DNA binding. The transcript is spliced from 19 exons. Gene Ontology annotation, biological process: kinetochore assembly; spindle attachment to meiosis I kinetochore; attachment of mitotic spindle microtubules to kinetochore. Gene Ontology annotation, cellular component: kinetochore. The record is from RefSeq and is a predicted model, not a curated record.